AUAACCCGUGACGCUGACGCACGCCUUCCUUCCCAUCCAAUAAUUGUUUCGAGGAGAGUCACGACGCGAGGGCCUCGGCUGGGGUUCUUGCAGCAGCUGCAGCAGCGGGGAGCGGCCGCGCACACACACGCACAGACCUUCCUCAAAGGCUGCGACGCCCACUCUCUUCCAACAACUAAGGCACCAUGAGAUAAGAAAGGUUCUGGCCGGUUUAUGGUUUCGCUCGGAGGCCCCCCCAGCGGAUUUGUAGCGCGUCCCGCCAGCCAAGUCACACCGCGGUCUCGUCAGCCUGCAGCAGAAUGGGCGGCAAGGAGAUCGAGUCGGGCGUGGAGGUCAAGCAGGGCCAGGCCAGGGACGUGUCGUACGAGGAGGCCAUCGUCCUCGCGGGCCAUGGCAAGUUCCACUUCGGGCUGCUGCUCGUGUGCGGCGGCUGCAUCACGGCCACCAUCUGCGAGCUGCUGGGGGUCGGCUACCUGCUGCCGGCCGCGCAGUGCGACCUGGAGAUGACGGACGCCGACAAGGGCCUGCUGGGCUCCAUGGCCUUCAUCGGCAUGCUGUUCGGCUCGCACCUCUGGGGCUUCCUGGCCGACACGACGGGCCGGCGCAGCGUCAUCACCCUCACGCUGUUCGUCGACGUGGUCCUCGCCGUCCUGGCCGCGCUGGUGCCGUCCUACUGGAUGUUCCUCGUGCUGCGCUUCCUGGCCGGCUUCUUCGUGACGGCCCCGCAGGCGGUGGGCUACGCGUACCUCGGCGAGUUCCACUCCCCCAGCACCAGGGCCAAGGCCUUCGUGUGGGCGGCCGUGUUCCCCGCCAUCGGCCUCAUCUACCUGCCCGGGGUCGGGUGGUGGGUGCUGCCCGCGACGUGGUCGCUGCCGCUGCCCUGGAUGGCCUUCCACUCGUGGCGGCUGUACGUGGUGCUGUGCGCGGUGCCCUCGCUGCUCACCGCCCUGGGGAUGAUCCUGCUGCCGGAGAGCCCCAAGUACCUGCUGGGCCAGGGCCGCGGCGACGAGGCGCUGGUCGUCCUGCAGCGCGUGUUCAGCGCCAACACGGGCCGGCCGCGGGAGGAGUACCCGGUCCUGUCCCUGGCCGCGCAGCCAAACUCGUCCGGGCGGCCCGCCGCGGGCGUCAACCCCAAGUCCCCGCUGGCCAUCAUGCGGUCCGUGUGGGACCAGACAGCACCGCUCUUCACCAUGGAACAUCUCCUCUCCACCUUCCUGGCGCUCUUCAUCAUGUUCGGGAUCAUCGCAGGGGCGAACGGACUACCGACAUGGCUGCCCGAGCUCUUCAACCGCAUGGCCAUGUACGAGACCGCGCACCCCGGACAGUCGGCGAGCGUGUGCGGCUCCAUCGAGGGCCUCAUCGGCAACGCGACGGCGUCGUCCGGGUCGCCCGGUGACGAGUGCCUCGCCGUCGUGGAGACGGACGUGUUCGUCAACAACCUGUACGUGGGCGUGGCGGGCGUCAUCGCGCCCGUGCUCAGCGUGUUCCUGGUGGGGCCCCUCGGCAAGCGGACGCUGCUCAUCCUGUCGCUGAUACUGACGGGGGCCUGUGGCCUGGGCCUCAAGUUCGUCGGCUCCUCGCUGGGCUUCCUCGUCCUGGCGUGCAUCGUGUGCGCCGUCACGGAGAUGUGCAUCUCGCUCUUCUCCAGCGUGGCCGUGGAGAUGUUCCCGACGCACCUGCGCGCCAUGGCCGUGUCGCUGUCGCUCAUGUUCGGCCGCCUCGGCUCCAUCGUCGGCAACCUCAUGUUCGGCUCGCUCCUGGAGACAUCCUGUCCCGCCACCUUCUACGCGCUGGGCGGGGUGCUCAUUGCUUGCGGCCUGUUCAGCUUUAUCCUUCCCCGCCACGGGAAGUUCCAGAACUGAGAAUGGAAGCCUGGCAAUCUAAUUUACGGCCCAGUAUUUAUUUCCGUCGCCCCGUUUUAAGGGGUACCACUUUCUCCUGUAAAUAUAUUAUUUUCGUAAUAAACCGUGUUUUGUAAAUUAA
Messenger RNA from Frankliniella occidentalis (western flower thrips), 1983 nucleotides. RefSeq names its product synaptic vesicle glycoprotein 2C-like. The transcript has 8 exons. Gene Ontology annotation, biological process: transmembrane transport. The coding region runs from base 300 to 1862 and encodes 520 amino acids. The record is from RefSeq and is a predicted model, not a curated record. Gene Ontology annotation, molecular function: transmembrane transporter activity. Lineage: Eukaryota; Metazoa; Arthropoda; Insecta; Thysanoptera; Thripidae. Gene Ontology annotation, cellular component: membrane.